AUGGCGAUACAAGCCCAGGAACGCUCACAAUCGGAAACGUGUAUUUCGCACGUGCCGAGUUCUAGUUGGCUGAUACACGAACCGAGAAGGGGAGAGAAAAAAGGGACCGGUAGGAGGAAAAGAAAAGGGUGUCUUUUUUGGCGGAUAUUUUUCAGAAGCAAAGCUAGGGCGGGAAGAAGAGGAGAAAAAAUCCAAUCCAGAAACCAGAAUGGGUUCCUCGAAGACUUCCAAGCCAGAGUCCAGCGGCAGAAUGAACAGCGCUGUGAACAAGAAAUAGGGGAUAUUAGGCGGGGAAUUGAGUCUGGUAACAUUACUCCUGAUACAUCACUAAUCAGAUUUUCUGAUGAGGCUCUUGAUGAGCAAAAGCAUUGCAUCAGGAUUGCUGACGAAAAAGUGGCCUUAGCCACACAGGCCUAUGAUAUGGUUGAUGCACACAUCCAACAACUUGAUCAAUACAUGAGAAAACUUGAAGAGCUCCGGCAAGAAAGGGAACUUGCAACUGGAGCAGGUGUUGGUACUUCAAAUGCUGAUGCUAGCACAAGAUCUGGAAGGGUUGCUGAAAGUAGCAGAGGGGGGCGGAAGAAAUCACGAUUAGCAGUAGAGCCACCAAGUGUAGAUCUGGAAUUACCAGUGGACCCGAAUGAACCCACAUACUGUUUCUGCAACCAAGUUAGCUAUGGGGAGAUGGUUGCUUGUGACAACCCUGAUUGCAAGAUUGAGUGGUUCCAUUUUGGAUGCGUUGGUUUGAAAGAACAACCGAAAGGAAAAUGGUACUGCUCCAAUUGCGUUGGAAUGCAGAAACGUAGAAAAGGUAAAUGAAUGGUUACUUCUGCUGACAGGAGCUGAUUUUGGUGCCAGAAAUGGAAUUGAGUCGUGGCAUUUAUUCUUAGUAGUCGGUUUGGCCUCUGCAUAUAUAGACGAUGAGUGGAGCUACCAUUCAGCGGUUAACCUAACAAUUAUGUGGACAUAAAGGAGAGGUUUGGAUGGCUUUCUUUAUGGCCUGCGGUCAUAAUAUGUUAUUCAUUCUUGGUAAUAGCAAGGUGACCAUAUAAUACAGUUUUAGCGCGAAGAUUCUAAGUAAGAUAUGUUGUUUUUACUUUAAUGCCUAGAUUUUGGUUCGUUGUGUGGUCAG
Elaeis guineensis (African oil palm) is the source of this 1132-nucleotide messenger RNA. RefSeq names its product PHD finger protein ING1. The record is from RefSeq and is a predicted model, not a curated record. Lineage: Eukaryota; Viridiplantae; Streptophyta; Magnoliopsida; Arecales; Arecaceae.